AUGCUAGGCCACCAGUUUGCUUUUUCGGCGGCUCCCAUCCGCAAGGUGAAGGAGGUGCAGUUUGGCAUUCUCUCUCCCGAAGAGAUAAAAGCAUACUCCGUCGCGAAAAUCGAACAUCCUGAGGUGAUGGAUGAAACCACACACAAGCCCAAACAGGGUGGAUUGAUGGAUCCGCGGAUGGGCACCAUUGACCGCAAUUUUAAGUGUCAGACGUGCGGUGAGGGGAUGUCAGAGUGUCCAGGUCAUUUUGGCCAUAUCGAGUUGGCGAGGCCCGUAUUCCAUCCUGGUUUUAUUGUGAAAGUGAAAAAGAUACUGGAGUGUAUAUGCGUGAAUUGCGGGAGACUGAAAGCUGACAUUUCGGACCCCAAUUUUGCGGACAAAAUCCGUCAUGUGCGCGACCCUAAAGCUCGCAUGGCUGUUGUGUGGUCCCAUUGCAAAGGCAAGAUGAUUUGCGAGGCUGACGAGCCUAAAGAAGAGGGCGAAGCUGGGGAGGCGGACGAACCCAAGAAGGGGCACGGGGGAUGCGGUCAUCAGCAACCUUUAAUCCGCAAAGAGGGCCUGAAAUUGUACCUACAAUACAAGAAGUCCAAAGAUGAAGAUGAGCCCGAUAAGAGGCUCUUUCCUGCAUCCGAGGUGUACACGACCUUCAAGAAGAUGUCAGAUUCUGACUUGAAUCUGCUCGGGCUCUCGGACGAAUACGCCAGGCCGGAGUGGAUGAUUCUGACCGUCAUGCCUGUGCCGCCCCCGCCUGUACGGCCAAGUAUAGCCGUUGACGGUGGUACCAUGCGGAGCGAGGAUGAUUUAACUUACAAGUUGGGUGAAAUCAUCAAAGCGUCCGCCAAUGUCCGCAGGUGCGAGCAAGAAGGUGCUCCCGCCCAUGUCAUCACAGAGUUCGAGCAGCUAUUGCAGUUCCAUGUCGCGACAUACAUGGACAAUGACAUUGCUGGCAUUCCUCAAGCCUUGCAGAAGUCAGGUCGUCCUGUAAAGGCGAUUCGAGCACGGUUAAAGGGCAAAGAAGGCCGCCUGCGUGGCAACUUGAUGGGUAAACGUGUCGAUUUCUCUGCCCGUACGGUCAUUACUGGGGAUCCGAACCUUGAGUUGGACGAAGUCGGUGUACCACGAAGUAUAGCUAUGAAUCUGACCUAUCCUGAACGAGUCACGCCGUAUAACAUCGCCUACCUCCAGGAGUUGGUUCGUAAUGGUCCAACGGUGUAUCCCGGGGCCCGGUACGUUGUGAGAGACACAGGAGAGCGGAUCGAUCUUCGAUAUAACAAGCGUGCGGAUGCGUUCUUACAAUACGGAUGGAUUGUUGAACGGCAUCUGAAGGAUGGAGACUUCGUGCUCUUCAAUCGUCAGCCUAGUUUGCACAAGAUGAGUAUGAUGAGCCAUCGCGUGAAGUUGAUGCCGUAUUCCACUUUCCGUCUGAACCUCUCGGUAACUCCUCCGUAUAACGCCGACUUCGACGGGGACGAGAUGAACAUGCACAUACCCCAGAGUGAGGAGACUCGAGCAGAGCUUAGCCAAAUUGCGUGGGUGCCGCGACAAAUCAUCUCGCCCCAAGCCAACAAACCUGUCAUGGGGAUUGUCCAGGAUACACUCUGCGGUAUCCGCAAAUUCACCCUCCGAGAUACGUUUUUAGACUGGACGCAAGUCCAAAAUAUACUCCUGUGGGUUCCCGAGUGGGAUGGCACCGUCCCCACUCCAGCUAUUUUGAAGCCCAAGCCGCUAUGGACCGGGAAGCAAAUCCUCAGUAUGACAAUACCUCGUGGUACCAACAUGUACCGUUCGCCCGAUCCGAAGUCGUCGAAUCCCGUAUUCGAUGACGGUAUGAUGAUCGAAAACGGGGAGAUCAUCUUUGGCAUCGUGGACAAAAAGACUGUUGGCGCAACGUCCGGCGGUCUAGUUCAUGUGGUGUUCCGAGAGAAGGGCCCUACAGCGACUCGGCAGCUUUUCACCGGUCUGCAGAUGGUGGUCAAUUACUGGCUCUUCCACAAUGGUUUCAGUAUCGGUAUCGGCGACACGAUUGCAGAUAAGCAGACCAUGGCGAAUAUCACCCAGAAGAUAGCCGAGCGCAAAGCGAACGUCGCGAAAGUGAUUGACGACGCUACUCACGACCGACUGAAGGCGGCGCCGGGUAUGACCAUCCGCGAGUCCUUCGAGAGUCAAGUCGAGCGAGAGUUAAACUUGGCCCGCGACCAGUCGGGGCAGUACGCUCAGAAAAGUCUGAAGGAGGAUAACAAUGUUAAGCAGAUGGUGGUCGCCGGUUCGAAGGGUUCGUUCAUCAAUAUCUCCCAGAUGUCGGUAUGUGUGGGGCAGCAGAGUGUGGAGGGCCGGCGAAUCCCCUUCGGCUUCCGCCAUAGGACACUUCCUCACUUCACAAAGGAUGAUUAUAGUCCGGAGGCGCGUGGAUUCGUGGAGAAUUCGUACUUGAGGGGUCUGACCCCCCAAGAGUUCUUCUUCCACGCUAUGGCAGGACGGGAGGGUCUCAUUGAUACGGCUGUCAAGACUGCGGAGACGGGUUAUAUUCAACGGCGGCUGGUCAAGGCGCUCGAAGACGUGAUGGUAUGCUACGACGGAACGGUCAGGAACUCCUUGGGCGAUCUCAUCCAAUUCGUAUACGGCGAAGAUGGUAUGGAUGGUGCCUUUAUCGAACGACAGAAUAUCGAGACGUUCGCGCUGAACGAUCGAGUGUUUGAGCAUAAGUAUCGUGUUGAUGUAACCGACCCUCAAGGCGGUUUCCUGCCUGGGGUUCUUCAAGUUGGAAUCGAUGAUAGCUCCCUGGAGUUGCAGUCGAAGCUGGACGAGGAAUAUCGCCAACUAGUCGACGACCGCCGGCUGCUGAGGCACUUCAUUUUCCCUCGAACGGAUCCAGGCAACCCUCAUUAUCUCCCUGUGAAUCUCCACCGUAUCGUGCAGAAUGCUACGCAGAUUUUCCACAUUGACCGAAGGAAGCCGAGCGACUUGGAGCCCGCAUACAUUGUCGAUGCUGUCAAAGCGCUCAUCGAAAGGCUUGUCGUCGUCCGAGGCGACGAUCCUUUGAGCAAGGAAGCACAGAAAAAUGCAACCUUGACUUUCCGCAUGCACUUGCGCGCCACGUUCGCGACAAGACGUGUCUUGGAGGAGUUCCAUCUCACUAGGGAAGCUUUCGAUUGGGUACUGGGAGAGGUUGAGACGAAGUUCAAUCAAUCUAUCGUGCACCCGGGUGAGAUGUGCGGCACCUUAGCAGCUCAGUCCAUCGGAGAACCCGCAACACAGAUGACAUUGAACACCUUCCACUAUGCUGGUGUGUCCAGCAAGAACGUCACACUCGGUGUUCCUCGUCUCAAGGAGAUCAUCAAUGUUGCGACUAAUAUCAAGACGCCCUCUUUGACCGUCUAUCUGGAGCCCGAAAUCGCCGCGGAUAGGUACAAAGCGAAGAACGUACAACAAGAGCUUGCGUACACUUCCCUGCGUACGGUCACCGCUGCUGUUGAGAUUUGGUAUGAUCCAGAUCCCAGCUCGACCAUUAUCGAGGAGGACCGUGUUUUCGUGGAAUCUUUCUUCGCUAUCCCUGACGAGGAAAUCGAGUCCAAGUUGCAUUUGCAGUCGCCCUGGUUGCUGCGUCUCGAACUGGACCGAGCGAAGAUGAUCGAUCGUAAACUGACUAUGCCUUACGUUGCCGGGAGAAUAGCGGAGAGCUUCAAGACGGACCUCUUCGUUAUCUGGAGUGAAGACAACUCCGAUAAACUGAUCAUCCGCUGUCGUGUGCUUGGCGGCGCCGACAAGGACGAGGAUGGUUUGGGAACCAUCGAAGAAGAUAUAUUCCUCCGGCAGCUCGAGAACACGAUGCUGAACUCCGUCAGCUUGCGCGGCGUGAAAGACAUCGAACGCGUCUUCUUGCUGGAGCACGACAAGGUCGUCAUCAACGAGGAAGGCAGUAUCGAAGCAAAGCAAGAGAAGGAGUGGGUGCUUGAAACGGAUGGCGUCAAUCUGAAAACAGUCAUGUGCGUGGACGGGGUCGAUUUCCAGCGCACAUACUCCAAUAGUUGCGUCGAGAUCUUCAAUGUCUUGGGUAUCGAGGCCGCCCGUGCUGCUAUCAUGAAGGAAUUGCGCGGUGUCAUCGAAUUCGAUGGGUCGUAUGUCAACUACAGGCACUUGGCGCUACUCUGCGACCUCAUGACUCACCGUGGAACGCUCAUGGCUAUCACUCGUCACGGUAUAAACCGUGCAGAUACUGGUGCUCUGAUGCGCUGCUCCUUCGAAGAGACUGUGGAGAUCCUGAUGGAGGCAGCUGCGGUAGGGGAGAAGGAUGAUUGUCAUGGUAUUGCGGAGAACGUCAUGUUCGGGCAGAUGGCUCCUAUGGGCACAGGCGCUUUCGAUGUUGCGUUGGAUAUUGACAUGCUGAAGGAUGUCAUUGUCGAUCACCGCUUACCUGUGCAGAACAUGCUUGCCGCACAGGUCGAUGGAGGUAUGACACCAGGCCAAGUGGCGAUGACUCCGUACGACAGCAAUUCCCCAAUGUGGAACCACGAGGGUGCAUUCAAAGCGGAAUCUGCUGCGUUCUCGCCGCUCGCUGUCAAUAGCGGUGAGGACGCCGCUAAUUUCUCUUACCUUGGUUUCGGCCAGAGUCCUAUCGGCGCCGGAGGGAUGUCGCCCGGUGGUCCUGGCGGAUACAGCCCCAGUUCGCCAAGCAUGUACUCUCCUACGUCUCCCUAUGUUCCUCCGUCUCCUUUCGGAGGAGCCACCUCGCCGUUCGCUACAUCGCCGUAUGCGACCUCGCCGUUCUACGAUCGCGGACGUGGGCCUACCUCCCCCACGUAUUCUCCUACCUCGCCGGCUCUCAAUCUUACUUCGCCGGGGUACUCGCCUACAAGUCCGCGAUACUCGCCAACUUCUCCUUCGUUUUCUCCUACCUCUCCGCGGUACAGUCCGCAAUCCCCAUCGUUCAGUCCGACUUCGCCACGCUACUCCCCUACCAGCCCGUCAUUCAGCCCCGCUUCUCCGAGAUGUACGUGUUUAGUGUCUCUUGCCAUGUUGACUGCUUGA
Molecule: messenger RNA, 5025 nt
Organism: Gloeophyllum trabeum ATCC 11539
Lineage: Eukaryota; Fungi; Basidiomycota; Agaricomycetes; Gloeophyllales; Gloeophyllaceae
Product: beta and beta-prime subunits of DNA dependent RNA-polymerase
Exons: 12
Coding region: 1-5025 (1674 amino acids)
Biological process (GO): transcription by RNA polymerase II
Cellular component (GO): RNA polymerase II, core complex
Molecular function (GO): DNA binding
Source: RefSeq, a predicted model, not a curated record